Messenger RNA from Botrytis cinerea B05.10, 2908 nucleotides. RefSeq lists its product as hypothetical. The record is from RefSeq and is a predicted model, not a curated record. The coding region runs from base 581 to 2677 and encodes 698 amino acids. NCBI's taxonomy places the organism in Eukaryota, Fungi, Ascomycota, Leotiomycetes, Helotiales, Sclerotiniaceae. The transcript is spliced from 5 exons.
CUGUUGAUUGUCAUUUUAUUUUUAGAUCUCCUUGAUAGCUUUUCAUGAUUUAUUCAAGGAAUAGGCAGCUGGACCCUGGAAAAAUGCUCGUUCUCACCCCUUAUACUACAAAAAGCACCAGUAUCUCUUCAUUCUUACUCUCCAUAAGGAUUUUUGUGUUGGAGUCUUCUUCAGUCAAUAUUUAUUCCAUUGUGGAAAUAAUCAGGGCAAGGCUUUCAUAAGUUAUGAGUUACAUACAUCGUGGGGAUGAAUUGGGACGACCUCGUGGAUUGAGACGCAAGCGUCUAAACUCGAAGAGGAAAAGAAGAUGGUACCGAUAUGAUUUGUGGACCAUGCUGGUUGCGAAACAUCAAAUCCUAUUUCUUGGGAUAUGCGCCAAGUGGCCAUGGAUCGAAUCCCUUCGAGCAUGCAUUAUCUCUAUCCAUGAAUAUUAUUAUAAGUUGCUAAGCCCCCCACAAGUUCGAUACCCCUUUCGACAUGAGAAAAAUUCAGUCAUGUUGACCUAUAUCAAAGCAAGAUCAAAGGACUUGCUUGAACUUCUCCGAGUCCGAAGACCCAUUGCGAAUACUCGAGUGUGAUUAUGGAAAGCAAUAACUAUAGGAUUCUGGGGACCCAUCUUUACCCCGCUGUCGAAAAUGAUAUUGAAAGUACCUUGGAUGAACUGAAAGAGGAAUUUAGUCUCAACACAUGCGAUUUCGAGUCUAGUGAUGAUAUUGAGAACCUGAGUUGGGGAAAACCAGUCAUCUGGAUAUUUUCUUCAUCAAUCUCAAUAUGUGUAAAUAAGCUCCUGUUGGUACAGAGUGGAUUUCAUUACCCUCUCGCGGUCUCUACAUUCUAUUUUGGUCUCUUGUUGGCUACAUUUAUCAUCACAUCACGCUACGAAUCUCGAAUCGAUGUUCCGUCUACUACGAAAGGCUUCCGGCGAACUCAAUCAUGGUUCUGGAUGAUACCUGCCUCCUUAACUUCCGCAGUUGCUUUACCGUUGCUCAUGGAAGCUCUCAUACAUCUGCCAAGUCUUCCUGUCUUGAUUAUGCUCUUCCCACUGAUUUACCUGAUGGAAUCUCUCACUCUCUUCAUUUGCUUUUCGCAGUCGCGUUCUUCAAAACGCCUAUCCUUUGAAACAAUCGGCAUCGCAGUAUUUACAACCUUAGUCCUUUACAAUGAGUAUCGUCUCACUGUUCCAGGAAUUAUUUGUGGUAUCGGAACUUUCACUAUGACCGGUCUCUCUAGAGCUCUUUUUUUUAUGGGAUCUUACAAGGUUAAUGAUCACGGACAUCAAAUAUCAUCAUACCAUGAUUGUAUCUUGAUGACUACAACUUUUGGGGUCCUCAUAAACGGCUUUCUGGCCUAUACUCGGGAGCGCAAUAUACUAGAGUUCUAUCCGGAAUCAGGCACCUUAGCUCUGUUUUUCAUCUCCUCUGUAACCAUAGUUGCUGCUGCAUUUUCUGGUACCAGUAUUCUCGCAUACACCCAAAGUUCUUUCUCGACUGGGAAGCAUCUGGAUGCCAGAACAUUCUUUGCCAUUUCCGAUAUUGUCGUAUCGGGACUUUCUAGUAUUCUUGUCCUGCUGAUAUCAUUAACAUUUGGGCCAAUAUCUGUGGUAUCUUGGAUUCAGUUCACUUCCUAUUUUCUAGCGGUAUACUGUCUCAUUGGAUAUUCUAAAGUGAACACUUUCUUCGAAAACAUUUUGGGAUACAUUCAACGUCGUUUCCGCUGCCAAUCAUACAACAAAACCCCGAGUUCAACUUCACAAAGAACAUAUGUACUUAUAUUAAAGAUUUCGCUUACUGCCUUGGCUGUAAUAGCUUUAUAUGCAUUAUCCCUCACCCAACUACUCAGAUUACAACCCGGCCCCGCCUCCUCGAUGGACAAUUCGUAUACGCCAGAAUCAUCGUCCUUUGACAUUGUCAUUAGCGCUUACAAAGAGACACCUGAGUCGAUUUCACGUAUGUUGAAGGCUAUAAAAUCAACAUCAUACUUAUCCUCACAUAAUACACGUAUCCUUAUAUACACUAAGGACCCCACCGUGUCAUUGUCAAUGUUGAAGAACUCCACAGGCGCUGAUAUUGUUGAACGCCUCCCCAAUCUUGGUCGCGAAGGAGGAACGUACCUCAAUCAUAUCAUUACUCACUGGAAUGAUUUAGCAGCGAAAACUAUGUUUAUUCAAGCUCAUGCUCAUAACAUCCGGGAACUCAUACCCCGAAUUGAUUCGUACCUAAUACCGCAAACGGGUAUGUUGAGUCUCGGCUUUUCUGAAUCAACUUGUUCGUGUAAGAACUGUGGUGACCGAUUUGGAUGGACCGAUGACUGGGCUAUGGUUCCAAGUCUGUACGAAAGUAUUUACGGGUCCAGUUGUACUGACUCCACCAAAAUCCUUUUGUCAUACAAGGGACAAUUUAUCGCAUCAGCUAGACGUAUCCGCGGAAUUAGUCGAGUCAUAUAUGAGGAUCUGUUGUCUACGAUUACUAGUGAGAGUGGAUGGAGUCAUGAUUCAAGAUUUGUGAAAGAAAACGAUUCGCCUGACAAUCCUUCAUUCGGCUUCGCGGUCGAAAGAAUAUGGGGUUUACUCAUGCAGUGUGCGAGUGAUGACCGGGUUUCAACGAAGUGUCCCUCUUUGCUCAGUGGAAUAACGACAGGAGGUGAUGUUGGAGACUGCCAAUGCUUAGAUUCGCAAUAGAAAUGCGAUCAACCGGUUCUUGAAUUCCCGGACGGAUUGAGUUUCACUGGUACAUGGAUUUUGGCUCAGGUCCAGGCUUAUAUGUUUUUACCAAUGACAUUUGCAGCGUGAAGUUAUGGCUUGGAUAUACCACAAUAGAUCAACUGUAGAUCAGAAGCUUACUGCAUAGAAGCUUUAGGCAAAUUGAAUUCUUCUUCCUACUCGGGCCAACUACAAAUCUGGCUAUUUGCA